Phaedon cochleariae (mustard beetle) is the source of this 2444-nucleotide messenger RNA. The record is from the annotation of a GenBank genome assembly. NCBI's taxonomy places the organism in Eukaryota, Metazoa, Arthropoda, Insecta, Coleoptera, Chrysomelidae.
GAGGUUAGAUAAGUUGUUUCAACUUUUUGUUAGUUUUUAGUACAGUGAUUUGAUAUUUUGGCAAUUCGGAUGCCUAAUGUGAUGAUGAUUUAGAUGAUUAUUGUGAUUGUGUUAUCUGUUCUCACUACUUAAGAGGCAAAUCUCUGAUACUUACCCACUGAUGCUGCUGUCACAGCUAAUGUUGAUCAGUUUGUGCUGUGCUGAAGUAGGAGUGUAGCAACUUGUUCACAAGAUGUAUCUUGAAUAAGGCGCAAAAAUUUUAAAAUAAUGAGUUCUAAAGCCAAAUGCAAAAUUAAUUCUGAUGGCAGUGUGUGUUUGAGUGAUAUUUUGUGUUCCUUCAAUGCAUCAGUCAAAGAGGAACAUGCUUGGGCUUUAUGUUAUCAAAUUGUCAGGUAUUAUGAUGACUGCCUUCAAUCAAGAAAACAAAAUAUUUUCAUCAUUAAUGAACAGCAGCACGUUUACCUUAAAACUGAUGGCAAUGUACAUGAAAGAACUGGAUCGGCCACUGAACCACCUAGAAGAUUGCUUAGAAAUGAAAAGGAAAUAAUUGUAGGCAUAGGUGUUGUAAUCUACUCAACUUUGGAUUGUGAAACGCAAAAUGAAGAAAAAUUGUUGAAUCAAGAUCUUGAACAGUUGAUCAGUGAUAUGAUAAUAGAUGAACUGAAUGUUUUGGAUCAUAGUCACCAUGAAACUGAUGAUGAAGGCAUAGAAAGGGAUUCUGAAGAAAGUGAAGAACCAAGUACUUCAAGCAGUAGAUCUCAUAAUAUUACACUUCAAGAAGUAAUAAGAAGAUGUGAAAGUCAUUUGGGAAGUCUUACCAAAGUGCAAGCAGAAGCACAUUAUAAAGCUGUGGUUAGAGCUUUAGUAGCUGAGGCUCUAGAGCUGUCUUUCUUUUUAGAAAAAGUUGCACAAGGAAGCAUAAGCUUGCCUUCCAGUAGUACAAACUCCAAUUUAGGACAGUUGCAGUUCUCUGAUUGGGCUCGGUUCUGGGUACAGGUAAUGAAUGAACUCAGAACAGGUGUCAAGCUCAAGAAAGUUAAUUUCACCAAAGCACCUAUAGAAUAUGAGCUCACCCCCCAUGAAGUUUUGAUGAAAGAUAUCAGAAACUGCAAGUACAAUUUGAGAAAAAUCAUGGUGAAUGGGGUCCUACCUUCAAGGGUAACUAAAGAUGCUCAUGCUAUUAUUUUAGAAUUCAUUAGGUCCAGACCACCUCUAAAAAAAGUGACUGACAGGAAAAUUAUUCCACAAACUAGAACUUUGACUCCCAGAGAACAGCUUCUAAGCUCAAUCAAAAAAGGACGAAAAUUGAGACCAGUGCCAAUUCCCAGAACGUCCCGCAGCAAAAUUGACGGCUCAAAAAAUCCCGUCAAAGGACCCCCGACGCCCCCGCAGCCGGCCGCACGCAAGCUCAUCAAAGUCGACUUCUCCAUGUUCGAGGACGAAGACGAAGAGGAGCCGUCGGGCACCCCCGAACCCCUGGAGCCGGGUCUGUGGUCCAGCGAGUUCUCUGAAGAGUGCGACGCGGCUCUGGAGGCCUACGACCUGGCCACACAUACUUACACUAGGAACACCCUGGAGGUGGUUGACCGCCCAGCGACGGGCUGCUACUCGGUGCCGCAGUCGCGGCCCGGCUCGCGGCAGUCCUGCACCAGCUCUGAGGCCGAGUCCGUACACCUCGAGCCUGAGACGGCGCGGCGGCUGCAGGACGAAUUAACCGGCGCGCGCGGCUGGCAGCAGGACGUGUCGCUGGACGACAGACUGUCGCUGACGCUCGCCGAGAUCGUGCACAUCCGGUCGGUGCUCACCAAGGCCGAGUUGGAGGCUUUGCCGGUAGAGGGAAAGGUACGCCACGACGUCGAGGCGCGCAAGGUGUGCUUCCUCUGCCUCAAAACGCGCUUCGGCAUCUUCGGGCCGUGGGGCCAGCGAUGCGCGCUUUGCAAGCGCACCGUGUGCGCCAAGUGCUGCUCGCGCAUGCGCAUCCCCAUGGAGCACUUCGCCGGCGUACCCGUCGUGCUGCUCAGUCCGAGCAUCAUGUGCACGCCCGAAGAGGAGGAGCAGGCGGGGGCGGUGGGACGGGCGGGGGGCAGUAUGGAGGGCAGCGUGACGAGCAUCGCAGCGAUCCGGGGCUGUUGGGGAAGUUUCGCACAAACGCGGUUUUAGUAGGAAGGGCCAGAGCAGCUGAAAGGAUGCGCGGUUCCCAGAUGAUAGUCUGUCUCGACUGCAAGAUAAUGGUGCUCCAGAUCAUCAAGUCGGCGAGAGCCAACAGAUCUGCGAUACGCAACAAAACCAUACAGAGUCUCACUCUAAACCUGUCGCCAGUGUUUUAACCGUGAUAUUUUAAUCGUGCCCUGUCCCCUCAAAAGAGAAUGCAGUAAGUGGAAAAUUGAUUAUUCAGGCUAUUGGAAAAUGUUACUAUAAUACACAAAUAUGUGGAAGAUAUUCAC